This is a messenger RNA of Mytilus californianus (California mussel), 5314 nucleotides long. RefSeq lists its product as uncharacterized. The transcript is spliced from 10 exons. The record is from RefSeq and is a predicted model, not a curated record. The coding region runs from base 296 to 1786 and encodes 496 amino acids. NCBI's taxonomy places the organism in Eukaryota, Metazoa, Mollusca, Bivalvia, Mytilida, Mytilidae.
GAAACAUGUCAACCAUGUGAAAAUAUUGAUUUGAUCAGAUACGACGAUAUCGUCUUAUACCUUUCUGUAACAACUAUCGAAACACCUGUGACUUGAUUUCUGUUGCGUACUGGAUUAUGACCUUGUUUAGAUAAACGCCUAGACAUUUGUCACAUCAAUACACAGUUAUUGCUGUGAUGUCGCUGUUGAUAAUGAUUUGCAAAUUAUCUUAAAAUCAAUUUAUGGGAAGACUUUCUGAUUAUAGUGCUUUAGUUUUAUUCUUUCUGGAAGUCACAAAAAGAAGACAAUAUGAAAUAUGUGCUUUCCGAGAUAUUUUCUUUGGAUUAUUUUUUUCUCAAGCCUCGCAGGAGAAAAAAACAACAUGGUAACAUGCAGUUCUAAGAAUCGACUAUCGUGCUCAUUACAUACGUAUGAACCAGAGUGUGAUCCACAGUACAUGUCUGCAGAAUAUCCAUUAUUAUUUGGAGGUGCAAAUUCAGAAGCACCAGCUGAUUUUCCUUUGAACUUUAGGUCAAAGGUUAUUUCCAAAGAUGGGACAGUCGGUAUCAUGCUCAUUUGGCAGCAGUAUUUUAGAAGUUAUAACCCAGUAAUUCAGGGAUUUCAAAUUGUCAUGGAAGGAAAAGAUGGUGUCGAUUUUGGAAGUGGUAGAUGCUUGAUAUUACAGCUUCAAAACAAAACAAAUAUAGUUCUGGAUUCAUUUGAAACAUUUUACCUCAUGAUAGAUGGUGUUCAGCCGAUGUCUACUUAUGGCUUCCUUCUAUACAACUUACCUCGCUACAAUCCGUUUCAACAACAGACACACAGAUUGGAAACAGAUGUGGACACGACUAAAUUUACUGAUCAUUUUCGGCUGUUUUCUGGAAACUGGGACCAGUACAUUGAAUGUUUAUUUAUAAAAGAGACAAAUUCAAUACAGAUUUUCAUUGAAAUACCUCCUAAUGAUUUUAAAAUGACAUUAUUCGAUAUAAGCAUAUUUGAUGAUUUUCAAUUAGAUAUAGCCAACAUUAACAUUAAUUCAAGCAUGUACAGUAUUCAUCGUGAUCAACUUCAUCUUUUCACCAAUGGUUACAUUUCUACGAAUUACAGUAUUACGAAAUCAGUAGAAUUUAUUGAAGUAUGGGUAACGCCAGUAGACAUUUAUGGUUAUUCUCCGUCCAAAUGUUUAUGUCAUCUGAGAGACCGACAUUGUGUGCCGUGUAGAACAGCAACGACGAAAUGCUCUGUCGGUAAAGAGAUCAUUGAAGCUUUACAUCACAAUGAUUCGACAAAAGAUUGGAAUUCAUUGAAAAAUGGAAAGACAGAUCUAAUCGCAUGGUUAUGUGUUGGGGGUUUAUUAACGCUUGCAUCUAUUUGUGCCUUCGUAGUAUUCAGAAAGCAAUAUGGCUCAUGUUCAGAUGUAUCAAAAUGUAUAUCUUCGGAAACAAGUCAUCCUCAGACAAAUUUAAACAAUGAACAUGUUAGUAUUGCUGAAGUAUCUGAAUCUGAUCAUGUUAUACCAAAUGAGACUGACAAUAAUGGAACCAGCAGAGAGAGUAAUGAAGAGGCUUUUCCUUUAGUUGACUCAUAUAGUCUACCACGAAGUCAUUCGGACAUGAAAGAAAUGAUGGAAACUUACUUUAGUUUUAUUCCACCGGAAACUAGCUCGGAGAUGUCAAAGGCAAUUAGUGAACAAAUGGUCGAUAUUAAUCGUGAAUUUCUUCCAGAGAAUACUUGCGAGUCAAAUGAAAAUAACGAAGAUCCGGAUUUCACUCAUGAAGCGAAAAGUCUUAGCGAUGAGAGCAUUUAAAUCACACUAAAUCCGCACUGUUUUGAUUUGAAUGCAGUAGUCACAGAUGAAAAAAAAGUUGUUAUUUAACAUAUUUCAAUUAGUAUUUACUCCACGAAAAGAAGCAUUCCUAUCUCUCAAACUUAAUUACUUAUAUAUUUAAGGAGCAAGCUUAAUAUUAUAAGGUUUGACGAAGCGUUUUCUGUAAAUUUCUGCAUUUAAAACCUCAUACUUCGAACUUGUUGUGGCAAAUCAAUGAAGCCAUGGAGCUAAACUGAACUAAUUUUCUAAAGGAAAUAAAUACAUAUAGACUAUAAAAUUGAAACACAAAAGUAACGAUAUUUAACACAAGAUAUAAGUUUGUAUUUAUCUUACUGAAUAGACAGAAGUGGAUCUAGAAACAUUCAGUUAUUUACUUGCGAAACAAUUGUGGGGAAGGGGACCAAUUCCAACAUUUGUCUACUAAGCGUGUCUUAAUUACUACAUUGAGUUUCCUCCUAAACAAAAGUGUGUAUAGUUAAGCUCAUAAAUAAUAAACUAUCCCUUUAAAUCUAGAAUGUGGUCCCUUAAAUAUAAGAUAAAAAGAAGUCUGUUUUAUACGAUUGGAUUUGAUUUGAUUUAUGAAUAUUAAUCAUGCUGUAUGGUAUUUAUGUGUAACUGACGUAUCAUCUUUUAUUCGAAACCAUGCAUUACUGUGAUGUUUUAAAAAUCUUCUUUAAAGCAACAACACCCGUACGGGCAAUUAUACCUUAUUUCAUUUUGAUGACCUAAAAUACAGCCAUGCUAAUAGUCUUUACAGCUUAUUGUCGAGUAAUGAUCGUUUUCAAUUCCUUGUUCUCCUUGUGAAAUACGAGACUUUGGACCAAUUGCAUAAGAUAUAGGAUUUAUUGAUUUAUGAAGUUUAGUGUGUCUUUUGUAAAGAUGCGAUCGCUUAAGCUUCUAUAUUUGUAAUUUAUAUUAAAACAGAAAAGACUUAAGAAUGGGGCAAGUUAAUCCUGCGCGGCGGUUCAUAGUGUAUACAAUAUCCAUCUUACAUAUGCUUCAUUUCAGAGCUAUGACCUAAACAGCUUAAAAUUGGAAAUUACUUAUCAAACAAAAUCGUUUGAAUGAUACUUGAUGUAACUUUCUCUUGCCAACGUUUAAUUAUAUAAAAUCUUAUUUGACAUCUGUAUUACUGUCACGUUAUACAAAUAACAGACUUUGAUGAGGAUGGUGGUAUAUUAUUACAUCAAUGUUUUACAUGAUUAUUGUUUUAUACACUGGCAGCUGUAUAUAUGCAUCAACGAUAUUUGUUUACUGUAGCACAAUUAUAUUUAAUUAGUUUUCUAAGGUUGCUGAUUAUAUGAGUAACAUGAUUUGCGAUGUUACUGUAUUGUUAAUUUCUAUUUUCAUUUUGGUAUUCUUAGAAAUCAUAAUCAGUGUAUUCAAUGACAGAUUGAACUGUAUCCAAGUUAAACAUGCCAACAACAUUGUACAAAAUUUGUGAAUGUAUAUCAUGUGGAAAAUGUUGAAAAUAUAUUUUUAUAAAGACUUUUUUCUGAACGAGAACUUAUUAAAGCUACCCAAUGGCAAACCAGGGAAUACAAAACAAAUUGAUAAUAGUUGAAGUUUCGAAAAUGUUAAGUUUGAUAAUAAAAAAAAAUUUAAAGGCAAGGAACAGCAACAAAAGCACCUUUCCUUCAUUAUAUAGGUUAUUAUUUUAAAGUUUUUCUUCAGAUUACUUAUCCCCUUUUUUUUCUGUUACGAGUAUUGCCAAUCGUCAUGUGUAUGCUAGUUCUUUAAAUCCUUUAGAUGUAUAUACAUUACGAUCAAGACAUCAGUAUACUUUGAUAUAAUUCAUCAGUCAGAAACAUGAAAUCCAACUGUUUUAUCUUUUGUUAUUAACAGUGCUUCACCUUUUGUUUUUAUACAAUACAGGGCAUUAGUAAUUAUAACUUAAACUAUUAUGAAAGAAAUACCGUUUUUUAUUUUGUAUCAUGGGUUUUUGAUUUAAAUCUGAUUCAUAAUGAAUCUUUACGAACAGUGGCAUUAAUCCCCAUGAAGCAGUCUUUUAAAAAUCAUGUUUAAGUAAUUUUAUUUUGAGAAGUAAUAUUUGUAUGUAUAGUAUUUUUUUGUAAGUAUUGUUUAACCUCUUAAUCAUUUUGUUAAUCGUUUUAAAUGUAAAAAAAUCUUUAUUGAGAAACUACCACAUGCUUAUAUGAUGCUUAUUUCGUUAUAGUUGUAUUCAACCGUACAACACAAUCAGUUAACUUUCCACUUAUUAUAAUUUUAUGUCAUGACACUUAUAUUUACAUAAAUGUUUAUUAGUCCCUUACCUGGGAAGUCGAAGGGGCCUAUAGGUUUGCACUCCGUCUAUCCGUCCGUCAGUCUGUUUUGAAAAGUAUCCGUUAUGUUUAAUUCUUUUGAUUAUAUAUUUGGUAUUAAGUCAUAACAUUGAAGUAACAGUUCUUUUCGGUUGACGAUUUUUGCGGAAGUUGUGGCCUUUUGACAUAAAUAAUUUCUUCAAAAUAUCGGUAAUUGACUAUGUAUUGUUUUACCUAAGCUCUAGGAAGAGGACUUCAAUAAUGUUGUUAUAACUUGUGUCCAAUCCCUUUUGCUACUUUUGCAAAUAAAAUAUGUUUAAACUAAAAACCCAAACUCUGUAUUUCUUAUUUCAAACUAGUAAUAUGUAACAAAAAAUUAAUAUCAUGUUUUAGGUGAAAAUACUUGCAUCAGUUCCUUCUUCAAUCGUUGUGAUUGUAUUUCAGAUAUUUUUACUUUUUCUGUAGAUAACAAAUGUAAUCGAACUAUUGAUGACGUUGAAGCUUACAUGUUUCUUCGAUUUCACACAGGUCGAAUAAAGAUUUUAAAUGUUUUUUUGUAUAUGAAUAAUUAACAUAAAAUGAAUUACGUUUUGGUAUAGAAAAUAAGAUAAAAACUAAAUAUAAAAAACAUGACAUAGACCUAAUUGGGAUAAAAGAUGCAUUAUAUACAAUGUGCAUUAGGGCACUACAGAUGAUACUAAGGAUACUAAGGAUUUUCUACCUCAAUAAUAAAUAACCUUAACUGUUCCUGGAUGAUCUUUAACUUCAUACUUUGUUUGGCCUUUUAACUGUUUUGAUUUGAGCGUCACUGAUGAGUUUUUUGUAGACAAAUCGCGCAUUUGGCAUACAAAAUCAUAAGCCUGAUAUCUUAAUUUGUUUUGGUUAUCAAAAUAAUUUAAACAAAAUGAAUUACGUUUUGGUAUAGAAAAUAAGAUCAAUCUAGAUAAAUAUAUAACAUUACAUAGACCUAAGAGAUAAAAGAUGCAUAUCAUACAAUGUGCAUUAGGGCAUUAAAGAGGAAAGAUUUCAUAUAUUUCUCAGGAAUAAUAUUUUUCCAUGAUUUUAACCGACAUUUGUUUGACAGUUGUUUUGAUUGUCAAUAAUUCCACAUUAAAUCCUUAUUUUUUUAUAUCAUGUUUAUAAUAUUUUUAUUAUGUAUUUUGGAUAAUGGUGAUAUCGACAAUCAAUAUGUAUUAACGUUUAAUGUCUUGAUAUUAUUUUCAGUAGUAAAAGUGAAUAAGAAAGC